This is a messenger RNA of Hymenoscyphus albidus, 5202 nucleotides long. The record is from the annotation of a GenBank genome assembly. Lineage: Eukaryota; Fungi; Ascomycota; Leotiomycetes; Helotiales; Helotiaceae.
GACAUCACUACUCCUGCACCACCACCACCACCAGCAUUUUGGAGCACUCGAGCACUCGAGCACUCGAGCACUCGCCAGCAUUGCGAGCGACCGAUCAUCAAUCUCGCGUCUCUCGAUUUCACCUGCGGGCGCACCCGUUGGCUCGCUGCGCAUUCCCUCCGACCAACGCCAAACAUCGCCCCCGCCCCAACCUAACCCUCGCACCUCUCGUAAUUACCGCCGACCACAAGAACAAUCAAACAAAACAUCCAUCGCGACUCGAUCGCAUGCUACAUCAAGAUGUCUGCUGAGACAAUGGUGGCAGGCCCAGCGCCGGGUCCUGCGGUGGAGGUGAAUGGACUGCACUCUCCUCCUGAUUCCAACACCAAAGAUGCUAGCGACAGCGAGCUUUCCGACCUCGAGGAGGAACAGCCUGAGCAGCCGGCACAACCAACGGACGAGGACGACAUUGGCGAAAUAGUACCUGCAUACUAUUCCAAUGAUGGCGUACCUGUCUUUGAACCUACCAUGCAUCAAUUCAAAGACUUUACCAUAUAUGUACGUUCGCCUGCAGCAGCCUCCAACAUGUGCUGGACAUCUUGAAUUGACCAUGAUAUAGAUGAAUAAGGUUAAUCCCUACGGUAUGAGGUCGGGUAUCGUCAAAGUUAUCCCUCCCGCUGAAUGGAAAGCCGCCCAACCUCGACUCGAUGAAGCUGUGAGGACAAUCAAGGUCAAGGAGCCAAUCAAGCAGGAUAUUAUGGGUACAGGCGGCACUUAUCGACAAGCCAACAUGAUACACCAGCGAUCUUAUAACCUUCCACAAUGGCGCCAAUUGUGCGAGCAAAGCGACCAUCAACCACCCGCGAAAAGAGGAGAAAGAAGAGCAAACCAAGACAAACCCGUUACCCGCUCGACUCCUAGAACAAAACCGUCGAGCAACGGAAAUGGCUCAGCUCCAGCAGGCAAACGUGGUCGCGGACGUCCAUCAAAAUCAGCGGCCGCCCGUGCAGUGACCGUCGAGACUGAUGAUGCUGGCCAAAGCACACCCGAUCGACUACCAACACCGGUUUCGCCCUCUGCUAAACCAGAUGACAAUACCGAAGCCGUCAAGUUGGAACCAGAUGAUGAUAUAGAAACUCCCGAAAAGCCACGCUUGGGUUCUCGACAGGCAAAGCCAACGACAGUCUCUGUCUCAUCUCGACGCAAGAAUAAUCGUAGAGAGAGAGAAGGAAAGAUUGAUGAGGCAGCAUUUAAAGACUUCAAAUACGAAUUGGAAGGCAACGAGUUUACCCCAGAGCGAUGCGAAGAACUUGAGCGAGCUUACUGGAAAACUCUAACAUACGCUCCACCAUUGUACGGCGCAGAUAUGCCUGGAACUCUCUUUGAUGACAAAACCACGAGUUGGAAUCUAGGUAAGCUAGAUAACAUACUCGAUGUUAUGGGCUCUAAGAUUCCUGGUGUAAACACCGCAUAUCUCUACUUGGGAAUGUGGAAGGCCACUUUCGCAUGGCAUCUGGAGGACGUGGAUCUCUACAGUAUCAACUAUGUGCACUUUGGUGCACCAAAGCAAUGGUAUGCCAUUGCCCAGGGAGAUGCGCGAAGAUUCGAGGCCGCGAUGAAGACUAUUUGGCCAACGGAUGCCAAAGCCUGCGACCAGUUUCUACGACACAAGACCUUUUUGAUCUCACCAUCGGCUCUUUUACAAAAUUACAAUAUUAAGGUCAACAAGAUUGUAGCUUAUCCUGGCGAGUUUGUCAUUACAUUUCCAUAUGGUUACCACUCAGGUUACAAUCUUGGCUACAAUUGUGCUGAGGCUGUUAACUUUGGACUGGAGUCAUGGCUCGAGUAUGGUCGUGUAGCGAAGAAAUGUGAUUGCGACCAAGCACAGGAUAGUGUCUGGAUCAACGUGCACGAACUUGAACGCAAGCUGAGAGGCGAAGAAACCGAAUAUGAAGAAACCGACGAGGAAGAAGAAGAUGAGGAAGAAGAGAACGAAAACGAUAAUUCUACUCUCGCCACUCCGCCAUUAAGCACUGGUGGGCUAAAGACUAAAUCAGAGAAAAAGAAGAGAAAGCGAGCCACAAACGAGAAGGGUGGCGACAGCAACAUUAAGAGGGUUAAAAUCCGAAUCAAGGCAACAACACAUGAACCAUGUGUACUCUGUCCAAACGAUAUACCAUCUGAGGCAUUGUUGCCCACCGAAGAUGGCCAGCACGCUCAUCAAAUCUGUGCUCAGUACAUUCCAGAGACUUCUAUCGACGAAGGAAAGGCCAUGGACAUCAAAUAUAUUGCCAAAGGAAGACUCGAAUUGAAGUGUAAUUAUUGCCGCUCCAAGAAAGGGGCCUGCUUUCAAUGUUCACGAAAGAAAUGUACCAGAGCCUACCAUGCAACUUGUGCAGCCGCAGCUGGUGUUCUCGUUGAACAGGGUGAGAUACCAGUAUUUGGUGAGGAUGGCACUGAGUAUAAGGAGUGGGGUAUCGAGUUCAGUUGUCGUUUCCACCGUGUCAAGCGAGAAAAGAAGCUUGACAGCGAUACUCUAUCGGAUUGUGAGCGUUUGCGAAAGGCAGGUACCGAAAUCAAGGUUGGCGAAGUAUGCCAGGCGCAGUACUUGAAGGGUGACAUUUUUGCUGGAGUGGUUGUUGAGAACUGCAAAGACGAGGAAGUUAUUCUACUCGAUAUUCUUCCACGAGGGUAAAUUCUGGAAAUCACACCGCAUUUUCUUUGCUAACGUAUAUCAGUGACCGCGUCGAAGUUGAGUACAAGUGGCUUCUCAUACCAGAUCCUGCGGACUAUCAUCUUCCUAAACCUUCACCCAACGCUCUCCCGAUGCCGAAAUCACGUAAGGAUAAAGCGUCUCUCAACACGAGUAAACGCCAGGCAGAUGAUAUUCCGAGAGCGGAAGACCCAUUUGUUGAAGGUCAUACAUGGGCUGAAUUCAACCACGAAAAGAUCAAUCUCAAUCCCUACCAAGUCAAAAUUGACUUUACCAAGGAAACCCAGAUCUGGUUCUAUCUCGGCAAGACAUCGACCGAAGCUAGAGCACAGUACACCGAAGAUCCACGCAUACCCCGUCACAACACGAAGGGCAACUUCUUGGAUACCAUACCAAAGCCGGUCAUCGCGGCACCGAGACAAUCUUACGCUGCUUCAUAUCCGUCGAAUGCCAAAAACAGUACACCAACUCCUAUCAGACCACCCGCCAAAGUACUACCUGCAAAGACUGAUCGACUGGAAAAGCCAUACGUAUACAAGCCUCGCGAACAGCCUCGUCAUGAGACUUAUGGUGUGGAUGCACAAGCUUACCGUGCCCAGAAGGACUUUCUCCAACGUUCUGUACCCCAAUACAGCUUUGGUACAGAUCCUCGAUGGGCCUCAUCUACCCAGCCAUCUAAACAAUCAUCUUCACCAACACCCUUCAAAGCCAAUGCAAACUCUACCGGUCAUCUACCUCAGAUCUCUCAAGUUUCUGUUGCACCCCCUCAAUAUCGAAAUACGCAGAGUUCAAUGACGCCAAACCUGUACUCUUCAACAGCUCAGUAUGCCACCGCGGCUAGCUAUAAUUCUGCCCAAGCCACCUCUGCAGUGCAGCAUAGACCUGACUCCCAGCAUGGUGCUGCGGUUCAGUAUUCACCAACGCCCAAGCAAAGUCCUGUUGUACAACAGCAAGCAUCUAAGGUUCACUCUACUGCGCCAACACAGUAUCGAUCUACGCCUCCCAUGGCAACGUCGAAGCCAAAUAAUCCAUUUGGAAAUAGACCGCAGCCCCAGAGACCCAGUAACGUCUUUCAAAAGUACUACUAUCUACAAAAGGAGCACAAUAGAUCCCCGUCGGAUUACAAGAGCCCAUACAGACCUGGCGGUGGCUUCAUGAAUGGUUACCAAGGUGACCUUAUGGAAUACACGAAGGCGACUUUGUUUACUGGAAACCGUCCUGGCGUAAGCACUUCACAAUCAAACGCCACGCCAUCAUAUAACAUGUCAUCUUCAUACAACGGCACUUCCCAUAAACCGAGCCCUUCACUCAACUCCUCGCAAUCACCUUCGCUGGACUCUUAUGGCGCUUCUCCCGCAACUCCUUACUCUGCGUCUCCUUCAGUUAAGCCCCCGAUGGACAAUUCUGGUGCCUCAGUUAUUCCGCCCAAGACAUGGGAGAAGAAGAAGGAUUCAAGCCAAUUACAUCCUGCUAUUCGGCGAGAGUUCCUCCAUACCAUUCUCAAUAAGCAAACCAACCCUCUGCCCCAGCCUUCGCCUACUCAAUCCCGAAGUUCUGUCCUUCAGCCACCACCUUUAUACGAACGGCCACCAUAUCCAUCGACUUCUUAUGCGAGCCAGACAUAUACUGCUCCACACAAUGGUUAUGCCGCGCCCUCGACCCCGCAAAACCAAGUGGUCCCGCAGCCUACGUACAAUAAGCCUGUGUCUCUCUCGGCAUCGCACCCACAGCAGUACAGUAGACCUGUAGCUGAGGCCUCGCAGAAUCACCAAUCUCCUCAGGUUUCAUAUGCGCCCUCGUUUGAUUAUUCCGGCAAAGCUCAAGGGGUAACGUCAACAGCUGCAGUCCCAGUAGCGGAACAUCCAAGACAACAAUCUUCAGCAGGCUACCAUAACCCAUCGACUUCUUAUCAGACCUCCUCUCAGCCACAGGCUAGCUUUUCGAUGCAUCAGAGCGCUACGGCAAAACCGCAAGCUACACAAUCUCCAUCGGCAUACACCACAGCACCCGCCUCAAAUCCGCCCUACGGACAUGCACAACACACUACCGGCAUCUCAACAAAUCACCCGCAGCCUAGCUAUUCGCAGGCCAAUUACGCAGCUACAUCGAGUAAUUAUGAAAGAAAUACUACAUCUCAGAUGCAGGCGUCACCAGUCAUUCCACCGCUUCUCUCCAACUUCCGGCAAUCACUUCCAAAUACUAAUUCUUCUUUAUUUCAACCAGCCAUGAAGAAUACCCAGGCAGGUUCCUUUCAUCCACCCGCACCUUCUCACACUACCCCGAUUCUUCCCCCGCCCCGUCAAUAUCAAAUCCAACGGCAAUCAGAGGUUCAGAAGUCAACCUACCAGCAUCAGCAAAGCUUUCAACGACCUGAUACGCAGAUGACAUCCUCUGAGCAGCACCUCAAUGCUCAGCCAGCUUGUGAGCCGGCAGAUGUACCCCCAGACUCGUGCUCGAUCGUGGAAAAAAUGUUGCGGGAUCUAAAAAAGGCUCGCGCUGAUUCGAGUUGA